AGGUAUUCAUUAUGAUUUAUUGAUAUAGUGCAACUAUAAGUUUUUAUUAAUGUGGACUUUCUACACACCUAAAGAGGAGGCAUUUUAACGCUCGACUAAAAAUUCACAGUUACAAGAUUAAGCUGGAGUAUAUAAGGAUUCUAUAAAUUUAUCAAAAUGGACACAUUCCGUAUGCGUCGUUCAUCGUUUUCCCGUUUUGGGUCUGUAGGAAAGCAGGAACCACUUAUUGUGGUCGAGGAGUCACAGUUGGUCGAAGAGGAAGAUCGCGAUAGCUCAGAAACACCAUCGAAUAAAGCUAGUUUGGACAUUGACUCACCCGUAAAUCCAUAUUUACUCUCACCAUGGCGAGAUCCACGUGAAGGACGAAAGCAUUCUUUACCCUCACAACAGGUCACUGAGGGCAUCACUGCAAGUCAGGUGCGUCGCUUAUCAGAGCGUGGUGGUGAAGGCUCUGGCCCAUCACCUAAAGAAGCCGCUUUCCUAGCCACACUGUCACAGGCACCAGCUCCAUCCGGACGACGUCACUCAGUAGUAACGAUCUCUAAAGUGCCAACAACAUUAUUUGGUCGCUCACGCCGUGAAUCAGUUGCCGCUUAUCCAGCGGGUAGCAGCCGAGUACUGAACUCUCGCCGCGAAAGCAAAACCUCAACUGGACCACCAUCCACAGAUCCCAUUGGCAGUAUACACAACCUACAAUUGGACAUAAUGGACGACAUAGUACAAUCACGUAAGGCACGCAUGAAACUAUGGAAUACAAGCAGCGAAAAGGUGUGUGAAGUGCAAACAUUAGAUGAAGUUGGUGGUGGAACACCGCAGCGAUAUACAAAUCGCCGGUAUUCGGAAUGUGUUUCCGGUGGUACCUCACCAGCACCUAACAUGAGACGCGCCUCGGAACACCCUGCAAUCAUUUCACCAUGCAUUUUACAACCGGGUAGCAAUCGUUCCUCCACAAAACGUAAGAAGAGUGGCGGUCUACUAAGCACUUCGAUUUUUAGCGCACUCACCUCGUCAGCCAUCGAGAUCAACAAAUGCGAGGAUACUAUACCGACAGUAGUUUUGCCAUCGUCUACGAGCGCUAGCUCAACUGGUGCCACCGCUAAAACAAAACCAACAACAAGUGGUGGUUUAACAGCGGCAGGUGGUGCUGCAGCAACCAGUAGUUCGUCAUCAAAUCUGCUCGAUCCCAAUGCAGGUCGCUCUACGCGUUCGAACAGUUUCGAUGUUUCUAUUCUCAACAAUGCCAAACAGCUGGUAAGCAAUGCACAAGACAAUAGCUCAGCCGCUCUUUCCGGUUGGUUUGAGAAACGCCACCAACCGAUGGCACGCAAGAAGAGCAUACGUAGCAAAAGUACUGCUAUGGCACUCUCCGAAGAUAUGUUAAAACGUUUGCAAGCAAAAGAUGUGUUACGUGAGAGCAAACCGAAAUUGGUGCCACGGAGCAAGCAAAAAAGUUGGGCGGAUACGACAAAAGGUACAAUUGUUGACGCGACUGUGAUUGGUUCGGCAAUCGAGGGUUUCCUUCGAAAAGGAUCGGUAUCGGGACCUUCCGGUAGUUCGGGUAGUUCACCAAAAACUAGUAACACCAAGUCGAGUGGUCUAUUGAGUAAGGACUCAGGUAAACGUAGCGGUCGAAGCGCACAAAGUCAGGCAACGAAUGCAGUACGUUCGACACUAAAUUGGUUCGGUAAGGCGGACGAGGAUGACUCAAAGGACACCUGCGAGGCGUCGCUCUGUUCAACUUUAAAGGAUUUAUUUGUGAAAUAAUUAACAGUGCGGCGACUGUUCAAGUAAAUAGGCAAGGUUUGAUUUUGGGUAUGAGUUUCAAAAUAUGUACGUGUGAUAAUUGGAGCGAUGGAGGUGGAAAGCGUGUAAAGCUAGUCGUUGUUAGUUUUUUUUCAUACCAAACUAUUAAAAGUUGAUUAAGUUUGUAUAAAAUAAAAACAGACAUUUAGAGUCUGAAGUACCUUCCGGUUCCUGUGUAUACAGAAAAAAACUAAGUACAUGUGUAUAUAAUAAUAUAGCUGAAGUAAUUAAAAUUAAUUAAAUGUAAUUGAAAAAAUGUACUAUAAUUAUGUAUUUAAGAAUUAAAUGGCGUUAUAAGAUAUAGAGUUAGUGAUGAAUCAAUUGAGUUUCAACAAAAACGAGUAUAACCGAAUAAGUAUUGUGCAUUAUAAUAAUACACUAUUUAAU
Bactrocera tryoni is the source of this 2190-nucleotide messenger RNA. RefSeq lists its product as uncharacterized. The record is from RefSeq and is a predicted model, not a curated record. NCBI's taxonomy places the organism in Eukaryota, Metazoa, Arthropoda, Insecta, Diptera, Tephritidae. The transcript has 5 exons. The coding region runs from base 157 to 1764 and encodes 535 amino acids.